Molecule: messenger RNA, 1650 nt
Organism: Laetiporus sulphureus 93-53
Lineage: Eukaryota; Fungi; Basidiomycota; Agaricomycetes; Polyporales; Laetiporaceae
Product: Pkinase-domain-containing protein
Exons: 10
Coding region: 1-1650 (549 amino acids)
Biological process (GO): protein phosphorylation
Cellular component (GO): nucleus; cytoplasm; plasma membrane
Molecular function (GO): ATP binding; protein serine/threonine kinase activity
Source: RefSeq, a predicted model, not a curated record
AUGCACGGUCGCGUAAAGGUGCCUCAGACGGCGGAUCCAUCGCAGACGUCCUUCUCAACCGUCAGCCCACCACGUACAUCACGAUCCGGACCACUGUCACCAAAGGCAUUCGGUGCCAAUGCAUCACGUUUCAUUCGCCGUGUCGCAUCUGCUCCCAACGCGAAGGGCCUCUUCUCCUUGGGCUCGCGGUCAGGAUCGCACACACGGAACGGGCUGUUGUCACCAGGAGACAGCCUGCCUCCGAUACCUAACGGGACGCAGGAGUCGGAUCGCGGCACAAACUCACUAGAGACGAUAUCUUCAGCGUCUACAACAUCUGUCAGCGGGAACAAGACGAAGGACAGAGUGUCGAAUGCCAACAUGACAGUAGACGAGCCAGGCAGAGUAGCGUUCCGGAGAACCUAUUCAAGCCAUUCUAUCAAGGUCAAGUCUGUGGAGGUCGGACCGUCCAGUUUUCAGAAGAUUAAGAUGUUGGGCAGGGGCGAUGUAGGGAAGGUGUAUCUUGUGCGGGAAAAGAAGUCCGGAAAGCUCUUCGCGAUGAAGGUCUUGUCAAAAAAGGAGAUGAUUCAGCGGAAGAAAAUCAAACGAGCUUUGACGGAGCAGGAGAUCCUCGCGACAGCGAAUCAUCCAUUUAUCGUCACACUACAUCACUCGUUCCAGUCCGAGCAGUAUUUGUACUUCUGUAUGGAGUACUGCAUGGGUGGGGAAUUCUUCCGCGCGCUACAAUCAAGACCUGGCAAAUGUCUCUCCGAAGAUGCUGCGCGGUUCUAUGCGUCAGAGGUAACUGCUGCUCUCGAGUACCUGCACUUGAUGGGGUUUAUCUACCGAGAUCUCAAGCCAGAAAACAUCCUCCUGCACCAGUCUGGCCACAUCAUGCUUUCCGACUUCGAUCUCGCCAAGCAGUCAAGUGAGCCCGGAGGCCGUCCCGCAACGAUUCACCAGGAAGAGAAUGGGAUUCCUUUGAUUGACACUCGGUCAUGCACCGCUGACUUUAGGACGAACUCUUUCGUUGGCACCGAAGAGUACAUUGCUCCGGAAGUCAUCGAGUCGUCUGGGCAUACAUCCGCUGUCGACUGGUGGACGUUGGGCAUCUUGAUAUAUGAGAUGAUCUACGCAACCACACCGUUCAAGGGAAACGAGCGGAAUGAUACCUUUCAUAACAUUCUGCAUCUUCCCGUGCACUUCCGGGACAGCCCGAAAGUCUCAGCAGCAUGCCGAGAUGUCGUCGUUCGGCUGCUGGACAAACGAGAGUUGACGCGGCUGGGCAGCAAGAGCGGCGCAUCUGAGGUCAAGCAACAUAAAUGGUUCGCCAAGAUAAACUGGGGUCUCCUGCGGAACACCCAGCCUCCGAUCGUGCCGACGGUCUCGAAUGGCGCGGACGCGGUGAACUUUCGGCAGAUGCGCGAGUCGCAUUCCCUGCACCUGGAGAAGCAGCAUUCACGCUCUCCUCAACAUUCUCCCCGGCCACCGUCGCAGAAGCUGUCGCAUGCAAAUCAGCAUUUGCCCGUUAAGGGAGUUGCGGGUUCGAGCGUGCCUGGUACGCCGGGGCUUGGCCCAGACGACGGCAUGGAGCCUCCACCGGAGGACGUGGACCUCUUCACGGGAUUCUCAAGCAUCACGCUGCACUACGACGGCGAGGAGAAUUGGUGA